AUGUACAACAGUCUAAAAGAGGAUGUUGGCAAGCGUAUAGCCCAGGGAAAAUGGUAUGCAGCAACAACUGACCUAUGGACCAGCAGUGGAGGAAGUGGACAUCCAUACAUCAGCUUCACCAUCCACUACCUCACAGAUUGGAAACUUCAAUCAAACUGCCUGGAAACGCAGUUCUUUCCAGAAGACCACACUGCUGACAAUAUCAGGGAAUUUUUUGAAAACAUGUUGCAGGAGUGGGGCAUCAACAAAGAGCGUCUUGUCAGUGUUACAACUGAUAAUGCUACAAACAUGAAAAAGGCAUUCGAGAAUGACACCACCUUCCCCAGUCAGUGGUUUGGGUGUUUUGGCCACAACUUGAAUCUGGCCAUUUCUAAAGCUCUGAAAAAUCAGAGGGUGGACACAGCUGUCCGAAGCUGUAGACAUUUGGUGCAGGGAUUUUCAAGAAGUUGGAAGAGAAGAAGAGAGCUCAGAAAUAAACAAGAGGCCUUAAACAUCCCUCAGAGGUCGCUCAUCCAUGACGUAGUCACUAGAUGGGGAUCGACACAGAAAAUGCUGCAGAGGUUUAUUGAACAACAGCAGGCAGUCUGUGCUGUACUGGCAACUGAGAGAGGGGCAUGGCAUUUGAUGCCAAAGGAUGCAGAUAUUGCAGUCAUUGAGCAAGUCUUGCAAAUCCUUCAACCACUCAGUGCUUUUACUGAUGCUUUGGCUUCAGAGAGCAGAGCCUUAAGUCUGUCAGCCCUGAGGCCGGUGCUAAGUCACAUCAUCUCAGACAUUCUUGAGGUAAAAAAUGAAGACAGUGCCCUCACCAAAGACCUGAAGAGGGUAAUGAAGUCAGAUCUUGAGUCCAGGUACACUGCCGAUGCAAAGAAGGUGAUGGACUUGACAAGCUUUGUUGAUCCCCGGUUUAAGGGAAGCUUUUCUGAUGACCUUGAUGCCACAGUCAACUGCUGCAUUGAGGAAGCCUCAAAACUGGAAGAGAUGACAACACUGAGUGAGGGAGCUGCCCAGACAGAGCAAAGCAGCACAACUCCCACCCCCCACCUCCCACCCCCUCCUGAAAAACAGCAACAAAGCUUGGCCACCCUGCUCAACAAAAUCACCUCCACAAGGCAGCAGAGAGCAGAGGAGCAGGAGGGUGAAGGCAACAUUAAGUCAAAGAUUGAAGCUGAGAUAAAAGUGUAUGUUUCUGUGGCACUAAUAAAAUCAGAGGCAGAUCCAUUGCAGUGGUGGAGUUUGCAUGCUGAAGAACUACCUCAUCUUGCUACCGUGGCUGAGAAGUUUCUCUGCAUUCCUGCAACAAGUGUUCCUUCAGAGAGGGUAUUUAGUGCCAGUGGACACAUCCUCUCACCUCAGCGUUCAAAGCUCAAGCCAGAAAAAGUGAACAUGCUCACAUUUUUGCACUUCAAUCUGGAGGACUAA
This is a messenger RNA of Rhinichthys klamathensis goyatoka, 1419 nucleotides long. Its product is annotated as E3 SUMO-protein ligase ZBED1-like. Lineage: Eukaryota; Metazoa; Chordata; Actinopteri; Cypriniformes; Leuciscidae. The transcript is spliced from 2 exons. Gene Ontology annotation, molecular function: protein dimerization activity. The coding region runs from base 1 to 1419 and encodes 472 amino acids. The record is from RefSeq and is a predicted model, not a curated record.